Messenger RNA from Rubroshorea leprosula, 619 nucleotides. NCBI's taxonomy places the organism in Eukaryota, Viridiplantae, Streptophyta, Magnoliopsida, Malvales, Dipterocarpaceae. The record is from the annotation of a GenBank genome assembly.
AUUGAGGCAUCACAAUUGUUUAGAAUCAUGAGUUACGUUUUCUUUACUUUGGUUCAUUUCCAUGAUGGCAUGAGUUGAGAUCAUAAUAUUUUAAAUGAUAUGAAUGUGACUAAUGAAAAUUUUAGUACGUAGCUUCACAGCAAUCUCAGAAGUUGGUUCUACAUUGCAGGAAGUUGCAUGCAACCAAGCACAAUGUCUAGCUAGGGUUUUCUAGAGAUGGGUUUGCAACGACUUCAAUCAUGAGGAAAUUGCAUCUUAUCUGGGUAACUGCAUGCAUGCACAUCGAAGUCUACAAAUACCCGGCUUGGAGUGAUGUGAUUGAAAUAGAGAUAUGGUUCCAAGGUGAGGGGAAAAUUGGAACCAGACGAGACUGGAUUCUAAACGACUUUGCAACUGGCCAGGUUAUUAGAAGAGCCACCUGGUGGAUUUAAAUUUUUGUGCUCAGGUUUUUCAUGUCAAUCAUUACUUUAUAAGAAUAGCAAGAUCAGAAAUCUAGUGAGCCAAUAGUUACUAUGGUAAACAACUGUCCAUGAUGAAAAAUUAGAGAAAUUGAAAUUAAAAGUAUACAUUGGAUCAAUUAGAUAUUUGUGAAAAAGAACAAUGAAUAGUAUACUUUUUA